GAGGAGGGCGGUGGUGCAGACGAGGGUGUUGCAGAAUUGCUUGAUUGCUGUUCGGCGGACGCUUAAGCGUGGUGGGGAUGCUCUGCUUGCUGCGAAGGUAUUUGUGCUGGCCAGGCUUUUGAUCAAGAGUGUUGCGGAGAGUUCGCGGCCGCCGGCUGUUCUGGACGAGCUUCGACGGAAGCUGAAUGCCACCCGUACUCGGCUUCUUUCGUACAUUGAGAGGAACAUGGCGAGAGUGUCUUUGGACAAGGCGAGGCUCCCUCGGGUACUUUGCGGCUAUGUUCUCGUCACAAGCUCGACGCCACGCCAGGUCCUUCGACAUUUUUUGCAGAUGCGGCUGGACGAGCUCAAUAGAGCCACCGAGACGCCGUCCGAAUCGCACGUCGUGCAAAUGCUGGAGCUAUACACUCAGACCUUGGCCGACACCCGCGACCUCUUCCCGCGUCGAUUUGCAGAUUUGCUCGCUCGCGUUUCGAAAGGCCCACUUGUGCAGGAUGAACAAGUAACGAGCCUCUUCGAGCUGAAUCUCGACAUCUACAGCUCGUGGAUGCCUGAGGAUUUCCAGACAUUCACCCCUUGGUUCCGGCACGAUCAUCUGGUAUCGACUGAGGUGACUGAUGCUCUCGCCGCGUGGACGCAGCAGGCGCGAUCCUGCGUGUUUGAGGGUGUGGCGGAGUAUCUGUCUGGUGAGGACGAUGCGCAGACGAUUCUGGAUGCACGGCAGAAGUUCAUCUCCAACUUUAUGGAAAUGAGCAAUACGACCAAAGACGUGGAUUCUACGGAGGUGGUACAAGGUGUGCGACUGGCUUUUCUCGAGAGAUUGUCCGAGCUUGCUGCACAAGCUGCAACCGUCGACGAUCUCGCAAUUGGAGAUGCUGAUGAGCCUGCUUUACCGACGAGCGAAUCUUUGUCAAGCCUGUGGGACGUGGCGACUGAGGACUACGAUCUCGCACAUGGAGCGUUCGGCUUGCGCCGAGCUCUCCUGGAUGCACGACACGGCAGGGACAAGAAGCUGCGAGUGGAGAUUGAGAAGCUCGACGCAUGGAUGAAGCGACUGAACGACUUCUUAGAUGUUGCCGAUGAGAUGAGCUCGACGACUUGGGAGGACAAUUCCGAUUUUCACCUGGACGAUACCAACGGUGAUGACUCUUUACAGCAGAUCCUGAGCAAGCAAGAUCCGGAGCAGCUGCGAAGCAGAUUACGAACAGUGAUUCAGGACUCGUUGACGCGCAUUCGCACUCAGCUGGAUGCUGUAGCGCCUUCGACCAACCAUCCUGCGUUUUACAUUCGCAUCUGGAGAGAGAUUGACUGGCGAUGUCAAGCUUUGGACAACAGAUUGAGCAUCCCGAGCGACUCGUUCUCCGUUGCUGAGCUGCACCGCAACCUUGCACAGUCGUUGUCCAAAGCCGUCGUACCGGCAGCGAUUGAACUGUCCAAGAAGCGUCGUCACGUACCUACCACGCUCUGGGAUGGCAGUCCACCGCUGCCCAUUCAGUGCUCACCGAUGAUUAUCAAGUUCUUGACGAAACUCCAUCGAGCCAUGGAAGAGGGCGGGACGGAUGUCUGGAACUUGCACUGCGUAGCCGAGGCGAAGAAGGCCAUUGCUGAUGCAUUGGAACAAGGGCUAGAUGACCCGGAAUUCACGCUUUGUUCCUCGACUGACGUCGUCAAGGGAGAAGUGUUGACCAACGGGCAUUCCGAGGAUAACGAGGCGAAUGGACACGUUGAGGAAGAAAGGAGUCCUGCACAGGAUGAAAAAUCAGAUCGACUGGAAGCGCGUCAACGAGCACGGAUUGUGCAGAAUCUCUUUGACACCCUCUAUCUCGGUCAAGUGUUGGCUGACGGAGAGGCCUUCCACAGCCUUGUCGAGAAGCUCACGAAAAAUGGGGAAGUUGAUGAAGGGUCGCUGGAGCGGUUGAGGAAGAGCGCGAGCGAGUACUGGCGGAGGACGUACUUGCUGUUUGGAGCGUUGGCAGCCUGACGUAUGCUCACAAUCCUCGUUGAUCCUACACCUACCUGUACGCAUCUGCUUCAGGCACCCUGGUAGAGAGGUGGAGGCGACGUGAGACAUGUAGUGGAUGAGGUAAGCAGCGCCUUACCCGACGUGGCGCCUUAGCGUGGUGGGCGGGCGCACGCGCGCGCCUGUGAUAGGCUGCGACACGAGACACAGAUGAAACACGGAGGCCGCCAACCGCCC
This is a messenger RNA of Neohortaea acidophila, 2197 nucleotides long. RefSeq lists its product as uncharacterized. Bases 227 to 1981 code for a protein of 584 amino acids. NCBI's taxonomy places the organism in Eukaryota, Fungi, Ascomycota, Dothideomycetes, Mycosphaerellales, Teratosphaeriaceae. The transcript has a single exon. The record is from RefSeq and is a predicted model, not a curated record. Gene Ontology annotation, biological process: intra-Golgi vesicle-mediated transport. Gene Ontology annotation, cellular component: Golgi apparatus; COG complex.